GGGUGUGACUUUAGUCCAAGUGAGUGUCUGUUACACACAUGGGAUUCCAGAAUUUUGGUUGGAUUAGUGAAAUUUUUGUUAAACAAUUCCCAAUAUACCUUUUACUUUCUCUUCCUUUCAUUUCAUUUCCCUUGUUUGCUCAGAAGAGAAAGAAGAUGCAGCAGUGAAACCAAACAACACACAACAACACAACAGUGAACAACUCAUAACACCCAACACACAUCAAAAUCAAAUCAUAUGCUACCUCGAACUCCAAGGUUGUCUCUCAGCUAGGGUUUUCGUUCGCCACCAAAUCCAACUCAACUCCACCGCCCUGCAAAUGGUCCUCUUCGUCUUCGCCUCUUCGAUUCCGAGAUCGACCAUUCCUGCCGCGAUAAUGCUAAACAAUACUUAUUCUUAGGCCUGUUCAACCACCAGCAAGUGCGAAUCCUUUGCUCCGAUCAAAAUGCAAUUUGCCAAGCUCGAUGACUCUCCUAUGUUCCGCAAACAGAUACAAUGCAUGGAGGAAAGUGCUGAAUCUUUAAGAGAGAGAAGUUUAAAAUUUUACAAAGGAUGUAGAAAAUACACUGAAGGUCUCGGGGAGGCAUAUGAUGGAGACAUUGCAUUUGCCAGUGCCCUAGAAACUUUUGGUGGUGGACAUAAUGACCCAAUCAGUGUGGCUUUUGGAGGCCCUGUUAUGACCAAAUUCACCAUAGCCCUAAGAGAAAUUGGGACAUACAAGGAAGUCCUUCGGUCACAGGUUGAGCAUAUGCUAAAUGACAGAUUGCUUCAGUUUGUCAAUAUUGAUUUGCAAGAGGUCAAGGUACUCUUUUUUUACAAAGAAUAAAACAUUGAAAUUUUUUA
Messenger RNA from Vigna umbellata (rice bean), 843 nucleotides. Lineage: Eukaryota; Viridiplantae; Streptophyta; Magnoliopsida; Fabales; Fabaceae. The record is from RefSeq and is a predicted model, not a curated record.